Molecule: messenger RNA, 546 nt
Organism: Effrenium voratum
Lineage: Eukaryota; Dinophyceae; Suessiales; Symbiodiniaceae
Source: the annotation of a GenBank genome assembly
AUGGGAGCCGGAGCCAAAGCAGCGCCGGAUCCCAGCCGCGGCGAGACGAUCACUGGCAGUGACUUGGAGGAGGAGGUCACGAAAUGGAUCGAAGCCGUUUCCGGGGAGAUGAAGGGCGAGAAGAGCUUUGGCCAAUGGCUGAAGGAUGGGCAAGUGGUGUGCAAGGUGGCAAACAGCAUCCAGCCAGGCAUCAUCCCCGCUGUCAACGCAUCCAAGAUGCCCUUCAAGCAGAUGGAGAAUGUUACUGCCUUCAUCAAGGCGUGUCGGAGCCUGGGCGUGCUGGAGAAGGACGUCUUCUCCACCGUGGACCUCUUCGAGGCCAAGAACCUGGUGUCCGUGCAAAGGUGCAUCUUCAACUUGGGCUCCGUGGCGAGGCGCAUCCCCGACUUUCCAGGCCCCUUCCUGGGAGUGGCGCAGAAUGCCAAGGUUGAGGAUGCCAAGCGCAAGAGCCAGGUCACCACGACGCAGUACACCGGCCUGCGCCAGGACAUCGCCGACGAGCUGCGGACAGGGCACAACGUGCGUGUGGCGGGGCAGCCGCCUUGA